GUCCGUACUAGUAGCCGGUUGGGAAAUUCGCUUCAAAUUGACUUGCCGCUGGAAAAUUGGAGUCAGUUAAUAUUUACACCUGGUGCGGUUCAGAGUUCGCGGUUGCAACAGAGCAGUUCCCGAAAAUCGGACUGUGGCAUUUGGCGAUUACCAGAGUGAGGAAAGGAUUGUAGCCGAUUUGACAUCUGUCCACCGUUUGUCCAUCCGCCAGUCGUCCGUCGGGCACCAACAUUUGGUUCUGUUUCUCGGUUGGACGGUUGUGUAGCGUUUGUCGGUCGCACACGCGGUGUUUGAAGUGAUUUCAAUUAAGUAUGCUGAUGAGUGAGGGAUAAUGUUGGCGGUCAAUGCUGUUGACAAUUAUCCGGCCGCGUGAGUGCCGAGUUCGUCUACUGCGAGUGUGGAUUUUAAGCUGAGACUGGAUGAUGGGUCAACAACAGUAGUGGCAGUUGUUGUGCUAGCUAGUGCUUUCGAUGGUUAUGGCAAUGGUGACGACCGCAAGGUCCUGCCGUCGUACGACUACACUUUGGAUGACGGCAAAGUCGUGGUAAGCCGAGGAUAAAGGUGUAAUUAAAAGAAAUAAUUAAACGCCGUGUGCGGCGCGCAACAUUUCGGCUACUGGAGCAGUGCAGAAGGAAGCAGACGGGAGCUGAUUUAAUUGCUGCGUCUUGAGCUAAAGGAAUCAUCAGCACCUGCCGUGCACAGAAGGGUGUUGGAAUUGGAGCUCUGGCAUGGCCCCCGCGGUGCGUGUUGUGGCAAUUUUGCUACUCGAGUUUGUGGCCACUUGUGUGCAGAAGGAUAUAUCCGGAAUCGACCCCAAAUUCAGUGCACCCGUGUCCAAUGUGACGGUUCCGGUCGGGCGGGAAGGCGUGAUGACGUGCACGGUGCAGGAUUUACACAAAUAUAAGGUUGCGUGGCUCCGGGUGGACACCCAGACGAUUCUGACCAUCGACACGCUGGUCAUCACCAAGAGCGAACGGGUUUCGGUGACGCACACCGAGCAACGCAUCUGGCAGCUGCGCAUCAAGGACAUCAAAGAGUCCGACAAGGGUUGGUACAUGUGCCAGAUCAACACCGACCCGAUGAAGAGCCAGAUGGGAUACCUGAACGUUGUGGUUCCACCGGACAUUCUGGAUCACCAAACCAGCCAGGACAUGACCGUCCCAGAGGGCUCCAACGUAACUCUCUCCUGCGUCGCCACCGGCGUCCCAGAGCCAACAAUCGUCUGGAAGCGUAUCGGCAACGAAGGAACGCUUAGCAUUGUUGAACAGGCAGGAACCGGCUCCCCCGACGGGUCCGUUUUGAAUAUCUUAAACAUUCAACGCCACCAGGCCGGAGAGUAUCAUUGCGUGGCGUCGAACGGCGUCCGGCCGAGCAUGAGCAAGCGAAUCAUGGUGACGGUCGAUUUCGUUCCGAUAGUGAAGGUACCCAGCCGGCAGUUUACCGCAGAUUUGGGUCAAAGCGUGAAUCUGGAAUGCUACAUCGAAGCCCACCCGGAUCCAAUUGCCUACUGGUCGAAAGCCAAAGAAGAUGUCAUUCGCUAUCCAGGUAUAAUAGAAGAGAAGCAGUUCUCCGACAACAGUUUCAGCGUGCGGAUGCAAAUCACAAUCCAACUGAGGAAACAAAGUGACUUCGGAUACUACAAAUGCGUUGCCAAAAAUGCACAAGGACAAGUUGAAGAAUUAGUCAAAAUUCAAAAGAGAAUCAGCAAAAUCACAAUCCAAGACGAACCACCGACGAUGAUUUUGGACGAGAAACACCCAAACAGCAUCGCGGCGGGAACCGCAGUCAGUCGACAGAACAAGUUCCGAGAGCUGGUUCUGCGAGUGGAGAAUUCUUCGGCUUCCAUGGUACGACCGCAGUUCGGACUUUUUCUGCUGAUGCUUCUGGCAAUGAUCGGCUCAUGAUUGUUAGAAUUCGAACGUGGCCUCUGCAACGCCACCAGUGUAAUAUACUACUAAUAUUUAAUGAGAAUUAAUAUUUGCUGAAGCAGUGCACAUAGUUAUCUCGUGACAUAUACGAUCGGAAUUGUUAAAUACUUCACUCAAUGAACCAGCCAUAACAUAUUUAAUUGCUUAAAAGAAUUUGCGUUAAGUUGUAAAUAAAAUAGGGAAAUAACAUUACAAGCAUGUUGUAAAAAGACGUAAAGCACAAUACACAGCCAUUUCUUCAAAAAUAUUUUUG
This is a messenger RNA of Aedes albopictus (Asian tiger mosquito), 2181 nucleotides long. RefSeq names its product lachesin-like. NCBI's taxonomy places the organism in Eukaryota, Metazoa, Arthropoda, Insecta, Diptera, Culicidae. The record is from RefSeq and is a predicted model, not a curated record. The transcript has 8 exons. Gene Ontology annotation, cellular component: neuron projection. Bases 729 to 1904 code for a protein of 391 amino acids.